UAUAAAGCAUCAGGGGCGGGCGAUUGAUACAUCUUCUUUGGUCCUGUUUUGCGAGAAAAAAAGAAGACUCGCAGAAGGACGAGUGAGGUAUUCGGGAAGCGGUCGCAUCAAAAGUACCCAAAGCGCCUCUGCCAAAUCGGUGCGAAACUUUUGUAGUUCCCCGCCAGCCAAAAAUAAACAAAGCGCCACAAUUCUAGCAAAGGCCCUUGAUCAGGUCAAAAAAAAAAGGCCGAAAAUCUCCCUGGGAAGACGGUCGAAACCAGCACCGCCGCCAGCACCGCCGCAGGCCAAGAGGGCACCACAAUGGGCACGCCCCGGGUCUUUAUUGUACGACACGGCGAGACCGAGUGGUCGCUCAACGGCCGCCACACUGGCUCGACCGACAUCCCCCUGACGGCCAACGGCGAGGCCAGGGUCAAGGCCACGGGCCGCGCCCUCGUUGGCGAUGACCGCUUGAUUGUGCCUAGGAAGCUUGCGCACAUAUAUGUGUCGCCUCGAAAACGGGCCCAGCGCACCUUUGAGCUGCUCAACCUAGGCCUCAAGGAUCAUGCGCUGCCGUGGAAGGCGCACGGUGCCGCAGAAAAGGACCCCCGCCUCUGUGACGCCAGGAUCGAGGUGACCCAGGACAUCCGCGAGUGGGACUACGGCGACUACGAGGGCAUCACGAGCCCCAACAUCAGGGCCAUGCGCAAGGAGCAGGGCAUCGAGGGAUACUGGGACAUCUGGAAGGAUGGCUGCCCAGGAGGAGAGAGUCCCGAAGACAUUACCACUCGUCUGGAUCGCUUGAUCGCCGAUAUCCGCGCCCGGUUCCACGGCCCCGCCAUGGAGGCGGGCCAGCGCGGCGACGUCCUCAUAGUGGCCCACGGCCACAUCCUGCGAGCCUUUGCCAUGCGGUGGGCGGGCAAGUCGCUGCAGGAUGGCCCGACCUUUUUGCUGGAGGCGGGAGGUGUGGGCACCCUGAGCUACGAGCACCACAACAUCGCCGAGCCGGCCAUCCUGCUCGGAGGGGCCUUUAUCGUCGACGGCCCCGCCACAGAGGCCAAGAAGGAUUGAUGUGUGGCGCGCUCACGCGGAGGAGGAGGUUAGCCUCGCGCGCAAGGGAUGGGUUUGCCAUACCACGCCGUUUCCGCCGUUUGGAAUCACAUCCUCACCCCAAGGCGACAAGAGAGGAUGGAAUCCACUGCAAAUAGCUUAGUUGCUUAAGAUAGGCAGAUAUAGGGGGCAAUAGAAGCACGGCGACUGGA
Gaeumannomyces tritici R3-111a-1 is the source of this 1244-nucleotide messenger RNA. RefSeq names its product phosphoglycerate mutase. The coding region runs from base 304 to 1053 and encodes 249 amino acids. The transcript is spliced from 8 exons. Lineage: Eukaryota; Fungi; Ascomycota; Sordariomycetes; Magnaporthales; Magnaporthaceae. Gene Ontology annotation, molecular function: sedoheptulose-bisphosphatase activity. Gene Ontology annotation, biological process: ribose phosphate biosynthetic process. The record is from RefSeq and is a predicted model, not a curated record.